Plutella xylostella (diamondback moth) is the source of this 5206-nucleotide messenger RNA. RefSeq lists its product as uncharacterized. Gene Ontology annotation, molecular function: RNA polymerase II cis-regulatory region sequence-specific DNA binding; DNA-binding transcription repressor activity, RNA polymerase II-specific. Lineage: Eukaryota; Metazoa; Arthropoda; Insecta; Lepidoptera; Plutellidae. Gene Ontology annotation, cellular component: nucleus; nucleoplasm. The record is from RefSeq and is a predicted model, not a curated record. Gene Ontology annotation, biological process: regulation of transcription by RNA polymerase II.
ACAUCUUCAAUAAAUGAAAAGUUCGUGGUCGAUGUGAAUAGUUUAGUUUUUGUGUAUUUCUUUAGAUAAUUUGGUUAAAAACGUGUAAUAAGUGACAAAUAUAUUUUUAAAUAUACUUCCCCUCUGCAUAUUAACAAGUUUUGCAUAAAUUGAAGUUAAAAAAUCACUGAAAUGGCGAUAAAGUAAUCUCUGUUGAAAAUGUUAUUGUGUGCUAAGUUUCAUGAUGGCGGCCCCUCGCGUCCCCCGCGCCUCCAUUUCGAUGACAGUCAAAUUAUGACAAUGCCGAUGCAAAGUUUGUGAUGUGUUGUGUUUUUCCGUAUAUUUUAGUGAAAGUGCAGUGAUUAGAGUGUAACAAAGACAGCAAAAUGAAUCAGGAGCACCAUAAUUUGAAUACGGGUGGCGGCCAGCCGCCUGGGAGCGCCGAGGGCGCGGCGCAGCAGCGGGCGCAGGCGGCGGGGCAGCCGGCGGCGGCGCUGGCGCCCACCACGUCCGCCACCGACCUGCGGGUCAACUCGGCCGCCGUGAACGUGGCCCUGUCCAGCGUCGCCAAGUACUGGGUGUUCACCAACCUGUUCCCGGGGCCCAUCCCGCAGGUCUCCGUGUACGGCCUGCCCGCCGGCGCCAGGAUCGAGAAUGGGAAGCCUGUACAGGAUGCUCUAGGCCAACAUGCCAGCAUACUGAAUGGGGACCCCAACAUAAUCCUAGGCCACCAUGCGGGCGGCCAGUCUCAAGUGACGGUGUCGGGGCCAGGCGGCCAGCAGAUACCCGUCACACAGAUCAUCGCCUCUCAACCUGGACAGACACAUGAAACCCUGGUAGCUCACAGCCAGCAGCAGGAGCUGGCGGGCUCCAGCGCCGGCGGCUCGGUGACCACGUCCCUUCAGCAGGUACCCACCAACCGGGUCGAAUUUGUACAACACCAUAACAUAGAGAUGGUAAAUCACGUGGGGCACCACUCGCAGCAGCACAUCCUGCAGCAGCAGCAGCUGCUGCGGCCCGACCAGGCCAACCAGCAGAUCCAGCUGACAGUGUCCGAGGACGGCAUCGUGACGGUGGUGGAGCCGGGCGGCGGCGGCGGCGGCAAGCUCCUGGACAAGGAGCUGCACGACAUCAAGAUGCCGGCGGACCACGCGCUCACCGUGCACCAACUGCAGCAGAUUGUGGGGCAGCAGGUAAUCGACAGCGUAGUCCGCAUAGAGCAAGCAACAGGAGAACCAGCGAACAUCCUGGUGACUCACAACGCGGACGGGACCACCUCCAUCGAGGCGAGCCCCGCGGCCGACGCGCCCGUCAAGGACGAGAAGGCGAAGGAAGCGCAUUUUGCGAUACCCGCCGAUGUCAAGGAUAUUAAAGGCGCUAUUGAUUUGAAGUCCGUGGGCGGCAUGUCAAUGGAGGGCGCGGUGGUCAAGAUCUCGGGCGGCGACGAGCUGCACGGCAUGUACAAGGUGAACGUGGAGGACCUGUCGCAGCUGCUGGCGUACCACGAGGUGUUCGGCAAGCUGCACGCCGACGCCGCGCCCGCCGCCGCCGCCGGGAAGCAGUCAAGCGGGCAGCAGCAGAUAGUGGAGAUCGAGGUGGACGGCGCGGCGGCGCUGGACGACUCGGCGCCGGGCCACCACGCCUGCGACAUCUGCGGCAAGGUGUUCCAGUACCGCUACCAGCUCAUCGUGCACAGGCGGUACCACGGCGAGAGGAAGCCCUACACGUGCCAGGUGUGCGGCUCCGCCUUCGCCAACCCCGUGGAGCUGUCGCGGCAUGGGAAGUGCCAUGUCGCGGGCGCGACGGCGGAGGACGCGCGCGGCGCCAAGCGGCUGUCGACAGACAAGCCGUACGCCUGCACCACGUGCCACAAGACCUUCGCGCGCAAGGAGCACCUCGACAACCACGUGCGCAGCCACACCGGCGAGACGCCGUACAGAUGCCAGUUCUGCGCGAAGACGUUCACACGUAAAGAGCACAUGGUGAACCACGUGCGCAAGCACACGGGCGAGACGCCGCACCGCUGCGACAUCUGCAAGAAGAGCUUCACGCGCAAGGAGCACUUCAUGAACCACGUCAUGUGGCACACAGGGGAGACGCCGCACCAUUGUCAGAUUUGCGGCAAGAAAUACACUAGGAAGGAGCACCUGGCCAACCACAUGCGCUCGCACUCGAACGACUCGCCGUACGCCUGCGAGCUGUGCGGCAAGGCCUUCACCAGGAAGGAGCACUUCACCAACCACAUCCUGUGGCACACCGGUGAGACGCCGCACCGAUGCGACUUCUGCUCAAAAACGUUCACCCGUAAGGAGCACCUGCUAAACCACGUCCGUCAACAUACAGGUGAAUCCCCGCACCGCUGCAACUUCUGCUCCAAGAGCUUCACGCGGCGCGAGCACCUCGUGAACCACGUGCGCCAGCACACCGGCGAGACGCCCUUCCAGUGCGGGUACUGUCCGAAAGCGUUCACCAGGAAGGACCAUCUUGUGAACCACGUCCGGCAGCACACGGGGGAGUCCCCGCACAAGUGUUCCUACUGCACCAAGUCGUUCACACGCAAGGAGCACCUCACCAACCACGUGCGUCAACACACGGGGGAGUCGCCGCACCGCUGUAGUUACUGCAGCAAGAGCUUCACCAGGAAGGAGCAUCUGAAUAAUCACGUCAGACAGCACACGGGCGAGACGCCGCACGCCUGCUCGUUCUGCCCCAAGGCGUUCUCGCGCAAGGAGCACCUCACCAACCACGUGCGCCAGCACACGGGGGACAUGCCGCACCGCUGCAACUACUGCAGCAAGAGCUUCAGCCGCAAGGAGCAUCUGAAUAACCACGUCAGACAACACACAGGCGAAACCCCGUUCAAGUGCACGUACUGUGCCAAGUCGUUCUCCCGCAAGGAGCACCUGACCAACCACGUGCAUCUACACACCGGGGAGACCCCGCACAAGUGCCCCUUCUGCACCAAGACCUUCUCACGGAAGGAGCACUUGACCAACCAUAUAAGGAUCCACACGGGCGAGUCGCCACACCGCUGCGAGUUCUGCCAGAAGACGUUCACACGCAAGGAGCACCUCACCAACCACAUGAAGCAGCACACGGGCGACACGCCGCACAUGUGCAAGGUCUGCUCCAAGCCCUUCACGCGCAAGGAGCAUCUCAUCGCACACAUGAGGGCGCACAGCUGCGGCGAGCGGCCGUACAGCUGCGGGCAGUGCGGCAAGUCGUUCCCGCUGAAGGGCAACCUCAUGUUCCACGAGCGCUCGCACUACAAGAGCGGCGGCGGCGCGCGCCCCUUCAAGUGUGAAGUGUGCUCGAAGACGUUUAUGUGUAAAGGUCACCUGAGCGCGCACCGGCGCACGCACGAGGGCGGCGCGGCGGAGGGCGCGGACGAGGAGUGCGGCGCCGCCUGCGCCAAGUGCGAGCCCGAGCCGCGGCCCGACGACGCGGACAGAAAUUCGACGGAGAGCAAGGCCGAGGUGGCGGCCGUGGUGGCGCAGACGCAGGCGGCACAGAGCAACGGCACCGUCAUGCAGAUCACUAGCCAGCAGGUGGUCCGAGCGGCGGUGGCGACGAGCGGCGCGGAGACGGGAGUCCCCUCCUACACGCACCACCCCGUCACGGUCAACUACUAGCACUCCCGCGCCAUGGCUUACUGCGAGCUGUGAACACUGACUGCCUCGUGACGUCACCACGCCACUGCAUCUGCGAGCUAGCGUGCUAAUGGACAUUACUCGAAUGGUGUUUCAAAAAUUUAUUGUGAUUCGCGGGGAGGGAAUUACGUCGCUUGCAAGACAUUGGGAGUGCACGACUUGAAUGACCUUCCGCGUUGCAAGACCCUGUGAUGCCUCAUAGCAAUACUCGUCAAGUGGAUGGGUGCACUUGCAUUCGCUAAUAGCAAUAACUGUUGGCACCGAGUUGCUACUGGAAAUACCAUAUGCUGCUACCAUUACAUCACAUGUUUGUGUUAAUUGUUACGAUGGAAAGUUACCGUAAUUUAACUGAAUCAUUGGAACAGAUAUCGUUGAAAUAUAUUUUACUUUCUUGCAGAAAUGCAGUCAUUGUUUUGUCAGUUGUUGACUAAAUAACUAAAAUGAAAUUGCAUUAUGUGACCACGCUGAUUAAUUGAGCAAUUAUUAUUUUUUUCGACAUUAUUGAGUGUAAUUUAAGAUUUUAAUUUUGUAAGUAUCAUUAUCAGGCAGAAAUUGGUCUUAUGUACUUUUAUAGAGCAUAUAAUUUCGAUAUUUUAAUUUCAUAUUUAUUUUAUAAACCACUUAUUUUAUGGACUUAUAUUUUUAAACUUUGUGGUACCAUGGUUCAAAGGUUUUUUGUUGGUGUAUAACUUAUAAUAAUAAAUUAUCACCGUUUCUUGGAAGGAACAAGCCACCACAUGCUGUAAUGAAAGUUCCUCAAAAGUAUUGAUUAUUUUAUAAGCAGUCUUUUUGUUAAAGGCUAGUCAGCAUCAUGCCUAUAUUAUUUUAACACGGGAGACGAUAUUUCAAUUUGUAAAUACUAUUUCUGCCUUAUCUUUCUUUCAAGUUAUACUGUACUAACUUAAAUUGAGAAAAUAAUCAAAAGGGGACCAUUUGAGCACAUACUAAACCGAAAUCUUGCUAUUUCCCUAGAAGCUAAGUUGAAGUGUGUUUGCGGUUUUGGAUCGUAUAUUUUUUUAUCUCAGUUUCUGCUUUUCUCUUCUAUCUUUAUGUUUUACUAUGUGAGGGUUAGUUGUAGUGUCUAUUGCCAUAUAUUGUACAGUACAAGUGUGAUAUUGAUAAAAUAUAAAUGUUACUGUUUGAGUUAACGACAAGUAGGCUGUAUAGCGAGGAGCGGUCUCCGGUCCGGUGUAGAGUAAGGUUUCGCGGGCGGAGUGGUGUUAUAAUCACUCCGCGCCCCUAGUAAUGCUGCUUGGACUAAGGUGUUGUAUUUAAAUGUAAAUAAAUAGCGUAAAGACUAAAGUGUACUGUGUAUUUAGAUGAUUUAGAGAUAAUAAAAUGUUAUAUAGAAAAUGGUGUGAUGCGAUUUUGAAUCGUGUGGAGUAGUCUGUAAUGCUUUUAUUUUGUGAGAACGCGACAGAUCAUUGAGACGUUAUAUCAGGGCCGGUACGGUUAGCUAUCUUCAAUGGUGCCACGCUAUUUAUAUUUUAUAGGAAAUCUUAAUCUUAGAGAGAAUAGUAUGUACUAAAUUAUAUUCCGUAAUUUGAUAUGAAUGAGAUUAAAAAAGCGAGAUAAAA